GCUGAAUUUUAAUAUGGGAUGGAUUCGCCAACAUCUGAUGUGCUUUUGCUCAGUGAAGACGACAGCGGUCUUUUGGUCAAUGGAUCAUUUUCAAACAGUUCUGCCAGUAGCAGUUCCAACAAGCAUUCACCGCAAUUCAAAUGUAAAGAAUGCGAUGAUGAGUUAUCAUUAAGUCAAGAGGAUUCUCUAAUUGACGAUUCUGACACAUCAUAUACACAACAAUUUAAUACAUUGAAAAAAUGUCCUAGUGUUCAAAAAUCAGAGAAUCCAAUUGAGCCUCCUGUUGAAUUUCAAGACCAUACAAAUUCUAUUAAUGUAUACUCUCCUCCGUUUGAAUUUAAAGACAAUCAAUGUAGGCAUAUUUGUUCACCUGUCUACACUAAUGAAUGCAUGAUUCGUGUUGAACAAUAUGCAGAAGGUUUUAUAAAGUCAUUGAUUAAUGACUCGCUGAAACACUUGGAUCCAUUGCAUGAUACUAGGCACUCAAAACAACAAAAACUGUAUCAUAAUUUAGGUAUUUAUUGGAAAACAAAUUACCGUUUACCAAAUGGAUCAAACAAUUCUUUGUUAUCAACUAUUUCAUCAUCUCAUAACUCCUUAUUUAAUGUAGUUUCUUCAGAUGAUUCUAAUUUUAUAUCUUCUGCCGUUUCACAUGAUGCUCUUAAUAGCGAUACAUAUACAUUACCAAUUGAUAGUUCCCCAUUUAAUGUAGCUUUUCGGCGACCAUUGAGGAAAAAAAGAAAAUUUCGUGACCAGUGCCAUUCCAUACCACUUAGUAAAAAAUCAGGGGAAAAAUGUGUCAAUGUUCAAGAGCCCAUACAUAUGACUGUAAAAGACGUACGAACAAUUCUUCAUAAUAUUUAUAGUAAUACAGGAGAGUGUAGCAAACCUGAAGUUGCAAAUGUAUCAAAAUGCAAUGAAGUACAAAAUGAUCACAACAAAGAGAACUGUGUUAGCAAAAUAUCAUCGUCUAAAUGCAAAAUCAGAAAAAAAUCGUUUAUGGUGAAUAUUAAACAUAAGAAAGCUAAGGACAAUAGAACUGCAGAGGAUAUUGGUGGUCAUAGUUCUAGUCAUUCAACAAGAAAAAUCUUUUGUUCAUCUCCAUUUAUCUCAUCAACAAAAUCCAACUUUUCUUUUAGUUUAAAACAAACGUUUUGUAAUAUUUUUCGUUCACGUAAAAGUACUUCGACAGACUUGGACCCUGAAUUGAACCCAACAGAUACUGUUGUUCUUUUAGACGUAACUAAAGAGGCAACAUUUGAAAAUCGUGCACUUCCACCCGUGCCUGAUGAUGGGCCCAGAGAUACAUAUGAACGAGAGACUAGUAUGGAUUUUGCUACUAGCAUUGAAAAAGUGAAAGAUUAUGGAUGGUAUUGGGGUCCAACAUCAGGAGAAGCUGCUGAAAAAAUACUGUCGAAUGAACCUGAUGGAUCGUUUAUUGUACGUGACAGUAGUGAUGAUCAUUAUAUAUUUUCAUUGACAUUUAAAUUGAAUGGUUUUGUUCGGCAUGUCAGAAUUGAGCAUGAUCAAGGAAAUUUUAGUUUUGGUAGCUGUACAAAAUUUAAAAGUCACACAAUUGUUGAAUUUGUUGAAAACGCAGUAGAACACUCUCGCAGUGGAAGGUAUUUGUUCUUUUUGCAUAGACGUCCCAUUCUUGGACCAAUGAGAGUUCAGUUACUCCAUCCUGUUUCUCGCUUCAAACAAGUUCAAAGCUUACAACAUAUGGCCAGGUUUGUCAUUUUGAAGACGGUGCGACGAGAUUUGAUCCACAAAUUGCCAUUACCCAGACGACUGAUUGAUUAUUUAAAUACACCUCAUUAUUAUUGUGAACAACUAUGCAGCUCUGACAGUAGCCAAUCAUCGACUCCUACUCCAGCUGUACAUCUAAUAUCAUUUACUCCACCUUGAAUUUAUCAAUUUAUCAUUAGGAAUUUAUAUUAUCGAUAAAAAAAAAUGAAUACUUUUUGUCAAAUAUAUUGACUUGUAGCAAGACAUAUUUAAAAAUGUAACUAUUAAAACCAGUCAUAACUAUGUGUAUUCAUAUUAUUUCACAUACAGUAACAGUUAAAUAAUUUGGCAAUUCAACUAUUUAAAAUAAUAUAUUUAAAAAUAAUGUCAUGAAACAAUAAAUAAUACAAACUACAUUUUUAUUAUAGAAAACAAAUAAUAAUUAUUAUAUAAUAUUAAAUAAUGUGAAAGCAUAUUAAGAGCUUAAAUUAACUUUAAACCGUUAUUUAUUUAUUUUUUAAUCUGGAAUUCUUUACACCAGAUUAGUUUGAUCCUGUUAUACAGACUUUUAGUUGAGUUUAAAUUGUACAAUUAUUUAUUUUUAUACUUAGGGAAACUAACAUUGUAUUGAUUUUGUAAUAAGGGCCUGUACUUAAUGUAGUAUUAACUUUGUCAUUUUCCUACUAGUUAAUCAAUUUAAUUUAAAGAUUGAUCUUUUAAAUUGAUUAAUUACUAUCUAAAUUGACAAAGGAAAAAUUGUAUAUUGUUAAAAAAUAUAAAAAUGUUGUAUCAAU
This is a messenger RNA of Rhopalosiphum padi (bird cherry-oat aphid), 2522 nucleotides long. RefSeq lists its product as uncharacterized. The coding region runs from base 19 to 1908 and encodes 629 amino acids. The record is from RefSeq and is a predicted model, not a curated record. Lineage: Eukaryota; Metazoa; Arthropoda; Insecta; Hemiptera; Aphididae. Gene Ontology annotation, biological process: phosphatidylinositol phosphate biosynthetic process; intracellular signal transduction. Gene Ontology annotation, cellular component: phosphatidylinositol 3-kinase complex. The transcript is spliced from 7 exons. Gene Ontology annotation, molecular function: 1-phosphatidylinositol-3-kinase regulator activity.